Molecule: messenger RNA, 4588 nt
Organism: Myotis daubentonii (Daubenton's bat)
Lineage: Eukaryota; Metazoa; Chordata; Mammalia; Chiroptera; Vespertilionidae
Gene: BTBD9
Product: BTB domain containing 9
Biological process (GO): circadian behavior; modulation of chemical synaptic transmission; adult locomotory behavior
Cellular component (GO): cytoplasm
Molecular function (GO): protein binding
Source: RefSeq, a predicted model, not a curated record
AUGAGUCAAGCCCGGAGGAGCCCGGGCUCCCAGAACGGCGCCUCAUCCUCCCAGAGACGAGGCUGCCGAGACGAGAGGAGGCGGCACCACCAGGGACGCCGGGGUUGGGGUUCGGAAAGUUGGGCGCUGCCGGGGCCUUCGGCGCCGCUGCCCUGGGACGAGGAGCCGGUCGUUAAGUACCGAAUUGUGAAUCAGUGCCUGCGCGCGGCGUCGGACACACCCACGGCCGGGGGAAGGCGAGCUGUCAGAGGAGAUAGGGGGCCAGCCCGCUCCCCAGAGCUCCCGACUUCACAUAUCAGCGACUAUUAUCUCUUCUACAAGAUGAGUAACAGCCACCCACUUCGCCCCUUUACUGCAGUGGGGGAAAUUGAUCAUGUGCACAUUUUGUCUGAACAUAUCGGUGCCUUGUUGAUUGGGGAAGAAUAUGGUGACGUCACAUUUGUUGUGGAAAAGAAACGUUUUCCUGCCCACCGGGUAAUUUUAGCAGCGAGGUGCCAAUAUUUUCGAGCAUUGCUAUAUGGUGGAAUGCGAGAAUCUCAGCCAGAAGCAGAAAUCCCCCUCCAGGACACCACUGCGGAAGCGUUCACGAUGCUACUCAAGUACAUCUACACUGGGCGGGCAACACUGACGGAUGAGAAGGAGGAGGUGCUGCUGGACUUUCUGAGCCUGGCUCAUAAAUAUGGAUUUCCAGAGCUGGAGGAUUCUACCUCUGAGUAUCUCUGCACCAUACUCAACAUUCAGAAUGUCUGUAUGACUUUUGACGUUGCCAGUCUGUACUCACUGCCCAAGUUAACUUGCAUGUGCUGCAUGUUUAUGGACAGAAAUGCUCAGGAGGUGCUCUCAAGCGAAGGCUUCCUCUCUCUUUCUAAGACAGCACUUUUAAACAUCGUAUUAAGAGAUUCAUUUGCAGCUCCCGAAAAAGAUAUUUUCCUAGCCUUGUUCAACUGGUGUAAGCACAAUUUAAAGGAGAAUCAUGCAGAAAUCAUGCAGGCUGUGCGUUUGCCUCUGAUGAGCCUCACCGAACUGCUCAACGUUGUGAGGCCUUCGGGACUGCUGUCUCCUGAUGCCAUUCUGGAUGCUAUUAAAGUUCGAUCAGAGAGCCGGGAUAUGGACCUCAAUUACAGAGGCAUGCUCAUACCAGAAGAAAACAUUGCAACUAUGAAGUAUGGAGCCCAGGUUGUAAAGGGGGAGCUGAAAUCUGCCUUACUAGAUGGUGAUACUCAAAAUUAUGAUUUGGAUCAUGGAUUUUCCAGGCAUCCAAUUGAUGAUGACUGCCGUUCUGGCAUUGAGAUUAAGCUAGGUCAGCCGUCCAUUAUCAACCACAUACGGAUACUCCUGUGGGACCGCGACAGCCGGUCUUAUUCAUACUUCAUUGAAGUGUCCAUGGAUGAACUUGAUUGGAUCAGAGUGAUUGAUCAUUCACAGUAUCUGUGUCGUUCUUGGCAAAAGUUAUAUUUUCCAGCCCGUGUCUGCAGAUAUAUUCGAAUAGUUGGGACUCACAACACAGUGAACAAGAUUUUUCACAUUGUGGCUUUUGAAUGCAUGUUUACAAACCAAACCUUCACUCUCGAGAAGGGCCUGAUAGUUCCCAGGGAGAAUGUUGCAACGAUUGCUGAUUGUGCCAGUGUGAUUGAAGGAGUCAGUCGGAGCCGAAACGCCUUGCUGAAUGGGGACACCAAGAAUUAUGAUUGGGAUUCUGGCUACACAUGCCAUCAGCUAGGAAGCGGGGCCAUUGUGGUUCAGCUGGCACAGCCAUACAUGAUUGGGUCAAUACGGUUAUUACUUUGGGACUGUGAUGAUCGGAGCUACAGCUACUACAUUGAGGUUUCCACCAACCAGCAACAGUGGACCAUGGUGGCCGACAGAACUAAAGUCUCCUGCAAGUCCUGGCAGUCGGUAACUUUUGAAAGACAGCCUGCCUCCUUCAUCCGAAUCGUUGGAACACACAACACAGCAAAUGAGGUGUUCCACUGUGUCCACUUCGAGUGUCCGGAGCAGCAGAGCAGCCUGAAGGAGGAAACCAGCGAGGAGCCGGGGACAGGGGACACCAGCCCGGCCAGUCAGCCGCUUGAGCCCCGCGCCCUGCAGGCCCCCGGCGGCGGCUCCCUGCCCUCCAGCCCGGCCUCUCGCUCAUCCGGCCGGCAGCACCAGUAACGGGCACCCUGUCCCCAGCAGGGCUUUGUCACUGCCCCGCCCCUUCCUGCGGGGAGCAGGCCCGGCGGCAGAGACAGACACGGAGCAGGUUUGCUCCCAGGACGGGAAGGGGCCGCUUUGUUCCCCUCAGUUCGUUCCCAUCAGGCUGGUCUCCAGGGGGAGACAAUGGCCUUCAGUCUUCAUCAGUCCGGCGUUCACACCCUACCUCUCCAGUCUCACCAGGCCCAGAGCAGGCGCGAGUGGGCGGGCAGGGGGCGCCCUUUGAGAAAUGGGUUUCCUUCAUGUCUCCUCCUGAACACGUCACCCUGGCAACUGAAUGGCUUUUUAUUUCUUUUAGUUACUCCCUGUCUGCGGAAUCAUAGGUGUUCGUGUCUUUUUGAAAUGCUCAAACGGCGCUUGUUUUAACCCCUUUGACACUAAUUGUCCUUCCUUAGUUUUGAGCGGUUAAGCGUGGGGCGCAGCGAGAAGCACGUGCCACCUCCCCAGGGCUGACAGGGACUCCUCCGAGGAAGUUCAGCAAAACACAGGCACUGAGCAGCGGGCACUGAGCAGCCUGGCACUGAGCAGCGGGCACUGAGCAGCGGGCACUGAGCAGCCUGGCACUGAGCAGUGGGCACUGAGCAGCGGGCACUGAGCAGCGGGCACUGAGCAGCCGGGCACUGAGCAGCAGGCACUGAGCAGCCAGGCACUGAGCAGCGGGCACUGAGCAGCGGGCACUGAGCAGCGGGCACUCUCUGGGCUGCCGGGUCACGGACCUGUCUGUCUGCGGUGCAUCUGCCUCGGGAGGGGCAGGAGCGUCCUGUGCGCGUGCUGAUGACGCUCAGAUGCCUGUGGAACCUGCACACCCCCAGUUGGCUGGGCCUGUCUGCCAGUCGCCAGUGGGGCCGCGAGCAGGACGGGCAGGAAUGCAGGCCUGGGGCUGGCGCGGCCCUGGUCAUCCUCCAUCCUCCAGUUCCGAGACACUUUCCUCCUCACUGCGCCAUCCGUCUCGCGGCUCACUCAGCGGAGCUGCUGUGUCUGUCAUCUCCAUUGGGUUCCCUUGUAACUCGAUCAGAUUCCUGUCGCUGUUUCCUCUCUGCAGCUCUCCCUUGGCUGGCUGCCCACUCCCCUGAAGCUCCCCCAGACCAGAGUCCUGCACACCCUGUGGCCGCUGGGGGGCGCUUACAGGGGUCCUUUCUCUGGCGUCUUAAAGACAUGGUGGUUUGGCUGUACAAAGAGCAGGGUCGGUCCGAGUGACUGGGGACAGUGGGGGCCUGUGGAUGAAGGACUGGAGCACGCUGGGAGGAGCGGGAGGAGCGGCCCCCAGUCUCCCUGCUCCUCGCGCUCCUACCUGCCCUCCUCCCCAGCCUGUGCGCAUCCAGCCCCGGCCCCUGUGGGCGCAUUCCUGCCCACGGAGCACCCCGCCUGCCACACAUGGGCAGCAGGUGAGUGCAGACGCUUUCAAAGGCUCACCUGUCGAAGGGCCUCUUGGUAAACGCUGACGUCACCUGUCCAGGGAGGAAGUUCACAGCGAGGACCCGGGGACAUGGGGUGGCCCGCUGCCCACACAGCACACCCCCAGCCAGGCCCCAGCCGCCUCCCCCUGAAGGGGCGCAGACUGUGUCAGAGCAUUGGGCCCAGCGGUCCCUCCCCGCCAGGCCCCCCUGCCCCCUCCCCGCCAGGCCCCCCCUCCCCACCAGGCCCUCCUCCCUCCUCCCCACCAAACCCCCCUCCCCCCUCCCUGCCAGGCCCCCCUCCUCCCUGCUGUGUCCUGGAGACCCCCUUGGAGUGUGACUUCUGCUGUAGGUCUGUCUUGAGAGAAUGGAAUCGGUCCCCCCGCCUCUGGCACUUCAGCGGCUCCUACUAUCGGAGGAAGGGAAGGAAGGGGAAACCGAGGCAGUCUGAGGACAUGGUGGCAGGGAGACAGCUGGCCUCGCCCACACGUGUCUGGAGGCCUCAUGGGCAUGGACGCUGCUCUGCGUCCAGAGGAGCUCAGCAAACGCUGUGCAGCUGCCCCCUGGACCAGGCAGGGGUCUGCCCUCCUGAUGGCCUCCUGACUGGGGAGCAGGGGGCUGCAGGGGCUGGAGACCCCCCUGGAGGCCUCUCACAGCGCACAGGCCAGACCGAGGCCUGCACCUCCAGGGGGCGACGGCGAGUCACCAGACGCCUGCCCCACUGCUGUUCUCCAGCCUGCGGGGGACCUCUCCCCUGCGGCCACCUGGACCGAAACGCCCCCCAAACAGGAAGAGACCAAGGGGGCCUCCUGGGUUGCGGGUGCAAGCUGGGCAGCACUCUGCUGGGCGGGUUCCUGGACACCCGGUUUGAGGAAGGAGCCUGGGCCGGGCCGUGGCAGGGCAGGGCAGGGCUGGUGUGGGACCCGGCUCCCUCGCCUCUAUGAGGACACGGCCUGGCUGGUGUCCGGGUUGAGUAAAGGUCAGGUGAGGCUGGACCCUCA